AUGGUGCCACGAACGUCGUACGACUCACAGGCGACAGCGUCCGAUGCUACCGUGGAGGAGCGCGAUGAGAAGCCCUAUCGCGACGACGCCUCCGCCGACGAUGCCCCUCUAUACCCGCCAACCCGAGUCUCGUCGCGCUACCAUGCACACGACGAGCUGGAGGACGGCCUCGGCGGGGUGCGGCUCGACGAUGAUGAGCAGGUCGGACUCAUGCAGGCCGACCGUGACGCACGCAAACCGCACCAAGGCUCGCGUAUCUGGAGCCAGCUGCGCUCCUCGCCGCAACGCUCGGACAAGCGCAGACCAACUGCUUUCUCAGGCUGUUUGAUAUUUUCCGGCGUCGUGAUCGGCUUCAUGCUCGCCUUGCCACUCCUGCAGUGGCUCUCGUCCAACACAGCGUCUGCAGCCCCAGCAAGCACCUCCGUGGGAACAGCAAAGCCAAGCAACAACAUUUCGUCGGAUGCAUCGAUAGAAUCGGUGCACAGCUGGAAGCAGCCUGCAUCGCCCAACACGCCGGCGGGCCACUAUGCGCUCGCCAACACGCAACUGUUCAAAGUCGACUUUCAGGACCCUGGCUGGGAAACUGUGGCGCAGGCUGCUGCGGGUACGGGUCUGACUGAGGCCGAAGUGACCUCGUUCAAGACGCACGAUGGACACGACCUGAUGCCGCUCGACAUGGACACGGUGUUCAGCGGAACGCUCGCGCCGCAAACGAGCGACCUCACGUGGAGCGAAGAGGAUCCGGACGAGGGCGUGUUCAGCCAUGUCGACUGGACCAAGCGUGACAUCUGGCUCGAGGACGUCACGCACGCACGCCAUCAAAAGACGGGCAGCGGCAAGGUGGCGCCGUUUGGCGGCAAGGUGCUGGUGGUCGAGGGCAAAAACGUGCUGGAUGCAAACGGCAGGAUGCUCACCUGGACGAGCUUCAAGCUGUCGCCCGAUCUGCGCUGGGUGCUCUUCUUCACCGAGGAGACCGACCAGUGGCGAUACAGCAAGAAGAGCCACCUGUGGCUACACGACAUUGCGGCCAAGAAGACCACGCAGCUCGGUUCGGGACCCAAGGCUCCGCCCAAGGUGACUUAUGCCGCGUGGGCGCCGCGCUCAGCGGGAGCGAGCACGGACGAGGCGCCGACAAUCGCAUUUGUCGAGGAGAACAACCUCUUCGUCGUGCCGCGCGCAGGCGAGAGUGCGGUCAAGGUGACCGACGAUGGGGCGGCGACGAUCUUCAACGCGGUGCCGGACUGGGUGUACGAGGAGGAGGUGUUUGGCACCGACUCGGUCAUGUGGUUCAGUCCGGCCGGCUCGAAGCUCGUCUUCCUGCGCCUCGACGAGACGGCGGUUCCCGUGUACGAGUUUCCGAUCUACAAUCCGGACCUGUACCGCGCGGGGAUGACGCAGGCGUAUCAGAAGAUGACACGCAUGAAGUACCCCAAGCCGGGCUUUGCGAAUCCGACGGUGAGCGUCAAGAUGAUUGAUCUGGACGAGAUCCGUUCUGCGACGCGUCAGGGUGGAGCGGUGCGGCCGACGCAGUAUACGCUGCACAGCCCGAUGUCGAGCAAGGGCAAGGCGGCGGACGAGGUGGAUCGGCUGCUGUCGACGGACGCGGGCGUCAAGGAGCGGCUGGUGACCGAGGUCAAGUGGGUGUCCGACAGCGCACUGCUCGUCAAGGAAACAGAUCGAUACAGCGAUGUGAUGCGCAUCGUGCACUUUGACGUCGCGCGCGGCAUGCUCCCGACGAUGAAGGCGGGAAGUGCAGGUGCGGAUGUAGAGGGUGAAGUGAUGCGGAAGCAGGAUGCACGUGCGGACAAGAGCGGCUGGAUCCGCGCCGCGCAGACCAUCGAGCCGCUCUCGCACCACAAUUUGUCAGUCGGCUCCACGGCGUACCUCGACAUUGUCGUUUCGCCACAGGGCUUCCGCCAUCUGGCGUACUACGACUCUGCGACGUCAGACCAGCCGGUGUUCCUCACCGACGGCGCGUGGGAGAUCGCUGCGCUCAAGCAUGUGGAUGCGCGGCGCAGGCGGGCGUACUUUGUGGCUGCACGUCCAACGCCCGCGCUGCGCAACGCGUACUACGUCGAGCUGCCGGACUGGCAGGCGUCGGCGUCGUCGCGCACGCCGGCGACCUACACGCUCAAAGAGCCCGUGCCGCUCACGGAUGUGUCCAAGCCCGGCUCGUACGAUGUACGCUUCGACCCCAAGGGUGCGUACUACGUGCUCGACUACCAGGGCCCCGACGUUCCGUACCAGAAGGUGGUGGGAGUGGACGAUGCGUCAUUCGAGCUGAUGCUCGAGGAGAACGUGCUGCUGCGCCAGAUGUCGAGCCAGUACGUCAAGCCGAGCAGCACGUUCUACCAGCUCGUGCUCAACAGCACGCUGGCGGAUGGCAGCCGCGCGGUGGCGAGUGUGCAGGAGAUCCGGCCGCACGACUUUGACGCGUCGGGCGAAACAAAGUACCCCGUGCUGGUGCGCGUGUAUGGUGGGCCGGACUCGCAGCUCGUGGAUGCGCGCUGGGCGCGUGCCGACUGGCACCAGUACGUUGCGUCGACACUUGGCUACAUUGUGGUUGUGGUCGAUGCACGCGGCACUGGCUUCCGCGGGCAGGCGUACCGUGCCACCGUGGCGGGUAAGCUGGGCGAUGCCGAGGCGCAUGAUGUCAACGAGGCUGCAGCAGCCAUCGCCACGCUGCCCUACGUCGACGAAAAGCGGGUGGGUGUGUGGGGCUGGUCGUACGGCGGCUACCUGACGGCCAAGAGUGUGGAGCUGGACAAGAAGGUGUUUUCGCUCGCCGUGUCGGUGGCGCCGGUGACGAGCUGGGCGUUCUACGACUCGGUGUACACGGAGCGCUACAUGAAGUCGCCGCACACGAACCGCAAAGGCUACGAGGCCUCGGCGGUGCACGUCAACAGCGCGUUUGGCAAGACCAAGUACCUGCUCAUGCAGGGCUCGGCGGACGACAACGUGCAUUUCAGCAAUUCGGCGCACCUGCUGGACAUGCUCACUAAGGCCAAGAUCCGCGGCUUCCGCUUCAGGAUGUUCACCGACAGCGCACACAGCAUCAGCGUGCGCGGAGCGUACCGAGAGCUGUUUGAGGAGAUGACCAGCUUCAUCGCCGAGCUGUGGGGCGCUGGUGGGCGCAGGGAGCCCAAGGGCGCAAAGGCCAAGAAUCGUCCCGCACUACACAACUCGGUGGAGCGCCGGGCAUAG
Moesziomyces aphidis is the source of this 3204-nucleotide messenger RNA. Lineage: Eukaryota; Fungi; Basidiomycota; Ustilaginomycetes; Ustilaginales; Ustilaginaceae. The record is from the annotation of a GenBank genome assembly.